Messenger RNA from Helicoverpa zea (corn earworm), 2650 nucleotides. RefSeq names its product cullin-3 (gene Cul3). NCBI's taxonomy places the organism in Eukaryota, Metazoa, Arthropoda, Insecta, Lepidoptera, Noctuidae. The coding region runs from base 260 to 2536 and encodes 758 amino acids. The transcript is spliced from 16 exons. Gene Ontology annotation, cellular component: Cul3-RING ubiquitin ligase complex. The record is from RefSeq and is a predicted model, not a curated record. Gene Ontology annotation, biological process: ubiquitin-dependent protein catabolic process; protein ubiquitination. Gene Ontology annotation, molecular function: ubiquitin protein ligase binding.
AGUAUAAAAAACAAACAGAAUUGUUUAUGGUCUCGUCAGAAAGCUGAAACAAUUGAAGAAAUAAUAGGCAUGUUAAAGCAGAAAAAUACAUGUACUAUAAAUAUUGCGAUAGUGAAAUACUUGUGACCAAACUAGCAGUGGAUAAUCUCAUUACUUGUGUAAAUGAGAGUAACGAUGUGUUAUCGCGACAACAAAUGAACAGUGAUCAAAUCUUCUUUAAUUGUGUAGUGUUUCGUUGGUACAAAAUAUCGUAGCCGCAAUGAUGAAGAGUACGUUACCUAAGGACAAACCUGGCAAAAUGAGGAUCCGAGCUUUCCCAAUGACUAUGGAUGAGAAGUAUGUGGAGAGCAUAUGGAGUUUACUUAAAAAUGCAAUACAAGAAAUUCAGAAGAAGAACAAUUCGGGUCUUUCAUUUGAAGAACUUUAUCGCAAUGCUUACACCAUGGUUCUCCACAAGCAUGGUGAGAGACUUUACACUGGGUUGAAGGAAGUUGUCACGCAGCAUCUUGAAACAAAGGUGAGGGAAGAUGUUUUGCACUCGUUACACAAUGGCUUCCUGCAGACCCUAAACAAUGCGUGGACAGAUCAUCAGACUAGUAUGGUUAUGAUUCGAGACAUACUCAUGUACAUGGACAGGGUAUAUGUACAACAAAAUGAAGUGGACAAUGUGUAUAAUCUGGGACUUAUUAUUUUUAGAGAUCAGGUUGUUCGCUACGGUUGCAUCCGUGACCACCUCCGUCAAACGCUGCUGGAGCUGGUGGCUCGCGAGCGACGCGGCGAGGUGGUGGACCGGCUGGCCAUCCGCAACGCCUGCCAGAUGCUGAUGGUGCUCGGCAUCAACUCGCGCGCCGUCUACGAAGAGGACUUCGAGAAGCCCUUCCUGCAUCAGUCUUCAGAGUUUUAUAGGAUGGAAUCUCAGAAGUUCCUUGCGGAGAACAGCGCGGCGGUGUACAUCAACCGCGUGGAGGCGCGGAUCGCGGAGGAGGCGGAGCGCGCGCGGCACUACCUGGACGAGAGCACCGAGCCGCGCGUCGUCGCCGUGCUCGAGCACGAGCUCAUCGAGAGGCAUAUGAAGACUAUCGUUGAGAUGGAGAACUCAGGCGUGGUGCACAUGCUGAUGCACACGCGCACGCUGGAGCUGGCGUGCGUGUACAAGCUGCUGUCGCGCGUCGCCGAGGGGCUGCGCACCGUCGCCGACGCCGUGUCCGCGCACCUGCGCGAGCAGGGCCGGGCCCUCGUCACCGACACGCACCACAACACCAACGCCAUCACCUUCGUGCAGAAUCUGCUCGACCUGAAGGACAGAUUUGAUCAUUUCCUUCAAAACUCGUUUAACAAUGAUAAGAUUUUCAAACACAUGAUUGCGUCAGACUUCGAAUACUUCCUCAACUUGAACAGCAAAUCGCCAGAGUUUUUAUCGCUGUUCAUCGACGGGAAGUUAAAGAAGGGUGAAAAAGGCAUGAGUGAACAAGAAAUCGAAGCUGUGUUGGACAAAACUAUGGUACUGUUCAGAUUCUUACAAGAAAAGGAUGUGUUUGAGCGUUAUUAUAAGCAGCACUUGGCCAAACGAUUGUUGCUCAACAAAUCUGUCUCCGAUGACAGUGAGAAGAAUAUGAUCUCUAAACUGAAGACUGAAUGCGGUUGUCAGUUCACAUCAAAGCUGGAAGGAAUGUUCAAAGACAUGACCGUCUCGAACACUAUAAUGGAAGAGUUCAAGGAGCAUGUGCUGUCAUCCGGGAUCAAUCUUCACGGCGUAGAUCUUUCAGUGCGUGUACUAACCACCGGCUUCUGGCCCACACAAAGCGCGACGCCGAAAUGCAACAUACCUACAGCGCCACGAAAUGCAUUCGAAGUUUUCAGAAGCUUCUACCUAGCGAAGCACUCUGGGCGGCAGCUGUCGCUGCAGCCGCAGCUGGGCAGCGCGGACCUGAACGCGACGUUCCGCGCGGCCGCGUCGUCGCCGCCGCGCUCGCCGCCCGCGCCCGCCGCUCCGCGCCGACACAUCAUACAGGUCUCCACCUUCCAGAUGUGUGUGCUGCUGCUCUUUAAUAAGCGCGAACGACUCACUUACGAGGAAAUACUCAACGAGACUGAUAUACCAGAGAAAGAUCUUGUCCGGGCCCUACAGUCGUUAGCGAUGGGUAAGCCCACCCAGAGGGUGCUCAUCAAACAGCCGAAGACAAAGGAGAUAGAACCAUCUCAUCAAUUUUACGUGAACGACGCCUUUACAUCUAAGUUACAUAGAGUUAAGAUCCAGACGGUAGCGGCUAAAGGCGAGUCUGAACCGGAGAGACGCGAGACACGUAACAAAGUUGAUGAAGACCGCAAACAUGAAAUAGAAGCGGCCAUUGUGCGCAUCAUGAAAGCCAGAAAGAAAAUGGCGCACACACUAUUGGUCGCGGAAGUGACGGAACAACUGCGUGCUCGCUUCCUGCCGUCGCCGGUGGUUAUCAAGAAGCGCAUCGAAGGGCUGAUCGAGCGCGAGUACCUGGCUCGCACGCCUGACGACCGCAAAGUCUACACUUACGUCGCAUAGGCCACCACAAACUCAAGAUCGUUAUGUCCUUGAAGGGGAUGCCAAGUUAGAAGUGAUAGAAGUAACAAAAGUAUUUAAAUUAUUUCAAAAUAAAAAUUAUUAGUUAUUAUUCAA